Molecule: messenger RNA, 3010 nt
Organism: Impatiens glandulifera
Lineage: Eukaryota; Viridiplantae; Streptophyta; Magnoliopsida; Ericales; Balsaminaceae
Product: pentatricopeptide repeat-containing protein At2g41720
Exons: 12
Coding region: 42-2603 (853 amino acids)
Molecular function (GO): protein binding
Source: RefSeq, a predicted model, not a curated record
UGAGUUCCUCCAUCUCCGCACCCUUCUUUCUCUAGCCAUCCAUGGCGAGUUUACAGUCGCUGCAUUCGCAAUUUCUCAAUUCCACAAGUAAAACCGACACACUCUACCCAACAAACCUUUCCGGGAACCGAUACCGUCGGAGAAUCUCACUUAUAGUGUGCGACAAAACUAAGAAUGACGAAGCCUGGAAAGAGAAGAAGGUUGGUGUCGUAGACUACGACAGUGGCCAUCACCGAGUAACUGUUCAAGUGAGCGGCCUCAGAAAGGAUGAUUUACAGAGACGCUAUAAACUUAAGGUAAGCAACGAUCGUUUCCAGAAAGACUGGGCGAUAAGCGAAGUAGUUCAAAAGAUUUUAGAGCUUCAGAAAUGGGAAGACAUAGAUGGAGUUCUCAAUCACUGGAUUGGACGAUUUUCCAGAAAGAAUUUCCCCGUUCUUAUUAAGGAAUUAGCUCAAUCAGGAUCAAUCGAACACAGCAAUCAUGUUUUCCGUUGGAUGAAGUUGCAGAAGAACUACUGUGCUCGAACUGAUAUCUAUAACAUGAUGAUCAGAUUGCAUUCAAGGCAUAAUCGAUCAGACGAGGCUCGUGGUUUGUUUUUUGAGAUGCAAGAAUGGAGGUGUAAACCUGAUGCUGAAACCUAUAACGCUCUCAUUCAUGCACAUGGUCGUGCAGGCCAAUGGCGAUGGGCGAUGAAUAUCAUGGAAGAUAUGCUACGCGCAGCUAUUCCUCCUAGUAGGACGACUUAUAACAAUUUGAUCAAUGCUUGUGGAUCAAGUGGAAAUUGGAAAGAGGCGUUAAAGGUUUCCAAGAAAAUGACAGAAAAUGGUGUUGGUCCAGAUCUCGUCACGCACAAUAUUAUUCUUUCUGCUUAUAAAACUGGAGGGGAAUAUUGGAAAGCAUUGUCUUAUUUUGAACUAAUGAAAGGAACUGGAAUUCGCCCAAACACUACAACCUUAAACAUUGUCAUUCAUUGUCUGUCGAAGCUUGGAAAGUAUUCGGAAGCUGUGGAUAUUUUCAAUUCAAUGAGGGAGAAGAGAUCAGAGUCUGUUCCUGAUGUUGUAACAUUCACUAGCAUUAUCCAUUUGUAUUCGAUUUCCGGUCAGUUGGAGAAUUGCAAGGCGGUUUUCAAUACCAUGCUUGGAGAAGGAAUGAAACCGAAUACUAUUACUUAUAAUUCCUUGAUUGGUGCAUAUGCUUCACAUGGAAUGAGUAAAGAGGCUCUUUCUGUUUUUAAUGAGAUUAAACAGAAUGGAUUUCAUCCUGAUAUAGUAUCCUAUACAUCUUUACUCAAUGCUUAUGGAAGAUCAAAGCAACCUAGGAAGGCCCGAGAAAUAUUUGAUCUUAUUAGACAAAGUAACUGUAAGGCCAAUGUGGUGACUUACAAUGCACUGAUCGAUGCAUACGCGUCUAAUGGUUUUAUUUCUGAAGGUGUCGAAGUUUUGUGGGAGAUGGAACAAAAUGGCAUACAGCCUAAUGUUGUCUCAGUUUGUACACUCUUGGCUGCCUGUGGCCGUUCUAGACAAAAGGUUAAGAUUGAUUCGAUUCUUUCAGCUGCUGAAUCACGAGGGAUUCAGUUGAAUACCGUUGCUUAUAAUUCUGCUAUUGGGAGUUACAUGAAUGUUGGUGAGUAUGAGAAAGCCAUCGAUUUGUAUCGAUCGAUGAAGAAAAAGGUGAAACCGGAUUCUGUCACUUUUAAUGCUCUCAUUAGUGGUUGCUCGAAGAUGUCAAUGCAUAAAGAAGCCCUUGAUUUUUUUGGGGAAAUGAGGGAUUUAGGAAUUCCUUUAUCCAAGGAAGUUUAUUCAUCUGUUAUAUGUGCCUACAGCAACCAGGGUCGACUCACAGAAGCUGAAUCUAUGUUUGAUAAGAUGAAGACAGAGGAGGGUUGCUCGCCUGAUAUUGUUACAUAUACCACAAUGAUACACGCCUAUGGUCUUGCGGAUAGUUGGGAAAAAGCAUCAGCACUGUGUGAAGAGAUGGAAAGGAACGGAAUUCAGCUAGAUUCAGUAGCUUGUUCUGCUUUGAUGAGAACUUUUAAUAAAGGAAGCCAGCCACUGAAAGUGAUAACUCUAGCAAAGUAUAUGAAAAACAAGGAAAUUCCCUUCUGUGAUGCUGUAUUAUUUGAAAUGAUAUCAGCCUGUAGCAUAUCGAGGGAUUGGAAGACAACAUUGGAUCUGAUUAAAAUGAUUGAACCUUCACUUCCAAACAUGUCAGUAGGACUUCUGAAUCAUCUUCUGCUUUUCAUUGGAAAAUCAGGCAAGAUCGAAACAAUGAUGAAGUUGUUCUACAAGAUGGUAGCGGCAGGUGGUGCAGAAAUCAACUUCUCCACUUAUUCUGUUGUGUUGAGGAACCUUUUGGCUACUGGACAUUCGAGGAAAUAUGUUGAGGUUCUGCAAUGGAUGGAAGAUGCAGGAAUUCAACCUUCAGUUGGAAUGUACCAGAGUAUACUUUCUUUUGCACAGAAAAACAGUGUGUCCGAUUGUGCUGCUCUGAUACAACAAAAAUUAGAAUCCAUAAACACGAAAAACCAGAAGCAAAUCUCAGGAAAGGACCUUCAUAGCACUCUGCUUCUAGAUCCCAUGGAUUCAAAUAUGAAGUCUGCUUAGACAAAAUUGGUGAUCCUUUCGGUUCAACUGAUGAUUAUUAGGCCAUAAAUAAAGCUUGGAGUUUUUAUUUAUUUUCCUUGCUGAAAACAUGGAUUGAUCUUAGAAAAAAGAGCAACAUAAUCUUAUUACAGAUUCAACCUUUUGAGAAGAAGAAAAAACGCAUUCAUGAUGUUUGUAAACUCUAAACCAGUUUAGAUGGUUUUUUCGGGGUUUAUUCUUCGGGAAAGCUUCUCCAUUUAAACAGUUUAGAGUGUGAAUCGAAUAUGAGAUUUUUGUUCUCUUACCUAAUAUCGGUAUAGCAUUCUUUUGUAGGUAGCUUUCUUCUUCAUAAGUUCAUCAAAAUUCAAGACUUAAUUGAGUAAAUUAAAUGUAUAUAUAUUUAUCCAGUAAAGAUAUAACCUUUUCUC